AUGUCGGGCCCUCCUUCGCGCAUCCGCUCCAUCCUCAACCACCUCCUCCCCUCCUCCCCGGAUCCUCCUCACAUCCACCACCUAUCACCGACCUUCUUUCUGGAGCGCGCCGCCGCCGUUGAGCCCAACGCCGAUGCCAUCCUCCACAUCACUGCUGCCGGGGCCACCGUCCGCCGCUCCUAUCGCGAGUUUGCCGCGCGGGCCAUUGGCCUCGCCUACUUCCUGAAGAAACAUGGCCUAAAACGGGUCGGUAUCCUCGCGCCAAACACGCCCGCCUUCCUGGAGUCCAUCUACGGCAUCGUGGCAGGCGGCGGUGUCAUCGUGCCUGCCAACUAUCGGCUCAAGGAGGACGAUGUGGCUUACAUCUUUGAGUUUGCCGAAGUGGACUGCAUCAUUGUCGACCAAGAGUUUGAGGGCCUGCUGGCGGCUUACACCAAGAAGCAUCCCAACACGCGCCUCAUCGUUGACCUGGACACGGACAAGACAGACGGCCCUGGAUGCGGCCCAUUCAACGAAGCCGUUCUGGAGGGUCAGGCGUACGACAGGGAAAACGGCAGCCAAGGAUGGGUCAAUCUGCAGUCCAAGGCCACAAACGAGGACGACAUGCUCGCCAUCCCCUUUACAUCCGGCACCACCUCCCGACCCAAAGGCGUCGUCUACACCCAUCGCGGCGCAUACCUCGCAGCAGUCGGGAACAUCAUUGAGUCUGGUCUUAACGUCGGCCACUGCAAGUAUCUGUGGACGCUGCCCAUGUUCCACGCCAUAGGGUGGACGUUCCCGUGGUCCGUCGUGGCCGUGCGAGGCGUCAACGUGUGUCUUCGAAAGAUUGACUACCCCCUCAUCUGGAAGCUCUUGAAGGAGGAGGGCAUCACGCACUUCAACGCAGCACCAACCGUCAAUACACUGCUCGUCGCAGCCAAGGAAGCGGAGAAGUUGCCGCGGCCUGUGCAGGUCACGGUCGCUGCGAGUCCUCCCAGCGGUCACCUCUUUGAGCAGAUGACGAACCUCAAUUUGAUGCCCGUGCACGUCUACGGCAUGACAGAAACCUACGGCCCCAUAACAAAGUGCUACCAUCUUCCCGAGUGGGACAACCUCAAGCCCCAGGACAAGUACGCGAAGAUGGCACGACAGGGCCACGGGUUCAUCACCAGUCUGCCCAUCCGCAUCAUCAAGCCAGACCAACCUGAGGGCGUCCUCAUCGACGUGGCCAAGGACGGACGCGAGAUCGGCGAGAUUGUCUUCUUUGGAAACAUCUGCGCAAAGGGCUACUACAAGGACGAGGAGGCGACGCGCAAGCUAUUUGCAGGCGGUGGCCUGCAUUCUGGCGACCUGGCUGUCUGGCACCCGGACGGUAGCGCGCAGAUCCUUGACCGGUCCAAGGACAUCAUCAUCUCGGGCGGCGAGAACAUCUCGUCCGUCGCGCUCGAGAACAUGCUCGUGCAGCAUCCGGACAUCCUCGAAGCGGGUGUGGUGGCCGUGCCGGAUUCGCACUGGGGAGAGCGACCGAAGGCGUUCAUCACGGUCAAGGAGGGAAACAGCGUCCAAGGCGAAGACGUCAUCCAGUGGGCCAGGAAUCAGAGCAACAUCAGCAAGUUCAUGAUACCCCGCGAGGUCGAGGUGGUCCCGGAGCUGCCCAAGACGAGCACGGGCAAGAUCAAGAAGAAUGACCUGCGAGAGUGGGCCAAGAGUGGUCGCAAGGCGUAG
Molecule: messenger RNA, 1704 nt
Organism: Purpureocillium lilacinum
Lineage: Eukaryota; Fungi; Ascomycota; Sordariomycetes; Hypocreales; Ophiocordycipitaceae
Source: RefSeq, a predicted model, not a curated record